GUAAUUUUAUUGCUGUAUUGUAAUAAUUACACUCAUAUUUCGCGGCAAAGUCUUUUAAAAGUUGAAUUAUCAGUAUGGUUAUAAAAUUUUCGGCCACAAGAUGUCGCCGCAGCAGCUGGAAGCGGCCAUCAAAUCGAGGAUUCGAGAUAUCGAUUAAUUGACAACCGAUAUUUCGAUUGUCUUAUAAAAAAUAGAUCGAGUAUGCGCAUUACUUUUUGUAUUGUAUAUAAUAACCCGGGAAUAAUUUUUUAUUUACAAAUGGCGCCGAUAUUCACGAUCUUAUCUUCGAUUAUUAUUAUUAUUAAAAUUAUUUCUUAUCUCUACUAUUUAAUUAUUUAAUUAAAUUAUUAUUUAAAGCAAAAAGUUAUGAUAAAAACAGAUGAUAUUGAUAAAACGGCUAAAAAAUUAACUAAAGAAGUUCAAUGUAUGAGUAAUUAUAAAAAUUUAUACAAUGAAAUUCAGAGAAUUGUUGCUUCGUCAGCAGUCAGAAAGGAUAAUUUUAAAACUACACUACUUGAGGCAUUAAAAAAUAAUGGUGUUGAAACAGAGAUAAGAAAUACUGUAUUUCAUUUGACACGAGCUCAGGGCCCACUACAAUCGACGACUGAAAUAAAAUCAUCAAAUGUAGAUUUAAAUUAUUUAAAAAAAGCGCAAAUACAAUGGGAGAGACGAAUACACAAAUCGUUAAAUUCAAUGUGCAAUGAACUGAAUGUACCUUUGGCAAGAAUACGUCCUAGUGCUGAUAGAGAGGAGCUAUCUGACAAGUGGAAUGAAUUGAGUACUUAUGAUGUUGAUUUGUCAUCAUAUCGCCCGCUGUAUGCUCCAAAAGACUUCCUGGAAGUACUUUUCAGUGUUCAUGAUCCAACGGUAAAGAAACAAACCAAUGAACCGAAAUGGGAAUUCAGUCACAUUCAGAUUCGUGUGAAAACUUUAGAACAAUUGAGAGCAGCGUACGCAGAAUUAUCUCAAGGAGUUGCUUUGCUAGGUGUCAAUAAUGAUAUGCCAGCAGUAGGAAAUUUUAUAAAUCUCGAAGCAGAACGUACUGAUUUCGGUGAAAAAGUUAUCAGUAGUAAUCAUGCGCCCAUAGCACAAGAAUUUUUGAAACGCGGAGCACCUAGAGCUCUUCGCGGUCGUCUUUGGUCUCUGGUGCUGGGAUCAGUUGUCAAAGAUACCGACCGGAAGUACUAUGAAGAAUUGAAAGAACUAGUUUUACAGUACGACAUUAUGGUUGACAAAUUAAUAAUAAAAGACGUACAACUAACAGCAAGUAACGACGAUCAGUACUUUGUCUUUGAAGAUGUCCUUUACAAAACAAUGUUGUGUUUUUCCCGAGACUCAGAGGUCCUGGCGCCAGUGACGAAUGACAGAAGUGCAGGUGGGCAAGUUAUUCACGCAAUUCUCCAAGGGAAACCAGCAGCUCUAGAAAACACUCUGGUCUUUCCUCCAAGUGGCGUAAUUCCUUUUCAUGGGUUCACUAUGUACGCAACACCAUUUUGCUACCUGUACGAUGACCCUUGCGCAAUGUACUACACUUUUCGUGCAUUCUACCUGCGAUACUGGCUAAGACUUCACACCGUCUCCAGUCAUGAGCAGGGAAUAGUCGCUCUGUCUUUAUUGUUUGAGAGAUUACUUCAGUGCCAUGAACCCCAGCUAUGGGCCCAUUUUAGAAACAUGAAAAUACAACCAGUAAAAAUUGUCUUUAAAUGGUUAAUGAGAGGCUUCAGUGGACAUUUACCACCAGAACAAUUACUUUAUCUAUGGGAUCUUAUCUUAGGAUACGAUUCAUUAGAAAUAAUUCCACUACUUGCCGUAACAAUCCUCAGUUUCAGAAAAGAAAAUCUUUUACAAGUUAAUAAUCUAGUAAAUGUUGAGGCCAUCCUUGCGGACUUAUCAUCACUCAGAGUAAUGCCAUUGCUGCAAUUAGCGUUAAUAAAAGACUAAAAAUAUACAAAAAAUAUAUUGUAAAAUAAAUAUUUUUACCCAAUACAGUAAAACAUUUUAAAUAACGCGCUUGCGUAUUGAUUAAUAGUUCGUCAGUCGGUACAUUAUCCGUCA
Molecule: messenger RNA, 2055 nt
Organism: Microplitis demolitor
Lineage: Eukaryota; Metazoa; Arthropoda; Insecta; Hymenoptera; Braconidae
Product: TBC1 domain family member 19
Exons: 9
Coding region: 367-1941 (524 amino acids)
Source: RefSeq, a predicted model, not a curated record